Messenger RNA from Fusarium subglutinans, 558 nucleotides. RefSeq lists its product as uncharacterized. The record is from RefSeq and is a predicted model, not a curated record. The transcript has a single exon. NCBI's taxonomy places the organism in Eukaryota, Fungi, Ascomycota, Sordariomycetes, Hypocreales, Nectriaceae. Bases 1 to 558 code for a protein of 185 amino acids.
AUGGUGGAUAGUUCCUUCGUAGUAAACGAGCUCACGGACCAGGGAUAUCAUUUCUCUGCGAUUGACACGGCAAAGAUUAAGCACGACGGGCAGUUCGCCGAAGGGUAUGUUACUGAUCAAUCUAGCAUUCUCGUCAAAUCUCGUGGUGGAGUUAGUGGCAUUGUUGAUCUGACACCAAGCAUCAACCUCAAAGGAGGGCUUCACCGUGAUGAAGUGAAGCUAGAAUGCAGAGAAUAUCUGAUUCAAGCAGAUCCCAACACAAAUUUAGUCGCACAGAAGACGUUGAUCCCCUCCAUUCGGUAUUCUGGCGCAGGUGCCAUGGGUGAUCAGUCCAACAUGACGUCUGAGGCCCGACUAUCAGCCUUUGUUGCAACUGCUGUCUUUGGCGUGAGUAACGUGAAUCAGAGUAUGGAGUAUGUACCGAACAGCUGGUGCUAUCUGCAGGAUGAUUGGAGCUCCAUGAAUAUGCUAGAGAUUGAUUUGACAGCAGCUGGUGAAACACAAAUCAGCGUUCAACAGACAACACCUCCUGGGGUUUUGGGAAGAGGGUCUAUGUAG